Gigantopelta aegis is the source of this 4555-nucleotide messenger RNA. Its product is annotated as fibrillin-1-like. Bases 1 to 2121 code for a protein of 706 amino acids. The record is from RefSeq and is a predicted model, not a curated record. NCBI's taxonomy places the organism in Eukaryota, Metazoa, Mollusca, Gastropoda, Neomphalida, Peltospiridae. The transcript is spliced from 17 exons. Gene Ontology annotation, molecular function: nucleic acid binding; calcium ion binding.
AUGGUCUGGGAUGGAAUUUCCCAUGGGUUGAAAACGCCUUUGGUGUUCAUCGCUGGGAACCUGACAGCCGUCCGAUACAGGGAUGAGAUCCUGCAGCCUCACGCCGUGCCCUGUGUCCAGCAAAACAACCUGACAUUGCAACAAGACAACGCGAGGUCCGCAUCGAACAACAUCGGCCCCCUCGACUGGCUCGCUUACAGCCCCGAUCUGUCCCCCAUCGAGAACUUGUGGGAUCAGUUGGACAGGAGAGUGAGGAAUCGUCCAAACCCAUCCAUCACCCUUGCAAAGCUCAAAGAUGCCUUGGUAGACGAAUGGAAUAACAUUCCAAUGAGGAGUGUGAAUGCCUUGAUGAAUUCCAUGACCAGGAGGGUCAGGGCAGCUACACAGGCACGAGGUGGUUACGAAUGGUUUUCACGUAUUUCAGACAAUGAUGAAUGUUCUGAUGGAACUGACAUUUGUCCACCUGAGGCAGACUGUAUCAACUAUCCUGGAAGUUACUCUUGUGCGUGCAAAGCAGGAUACAACGGGACUGGGUUUCUUUGCCGAGAUGUUGACGAAUGUGAGUCGGGCAGCGCUGUGUGUUCCACACACGCGAACUGCAGUAACACACCUGGUGCAUACACCUGUAGAUGUCAAACCGGGUACACUGGCAAUGGCUACAUUUGUCACGAUGCUAAUGAAUGCAUUGCUGGAUCUCACAUCUGUCACGGUAACGCUGCUUGCACCAACACUGAAGGAUCUUACACGUGUAAGUGUAACUCUGGGUUCACCGGCGACGGAUUCAACUGUACAGAUAUUGAUGAAUGUUCGGCCGCUGUUAGCAUUUGUUCCAACGAGUCAGAAUGCAUCAAUAUGCCUGGAUCGUACGUUUGCAGAUGUCGAACUGGAUAUACUGACGUUGGGUCCAAUUGUCAAGACCUGGACGAAUGUAACACUGGAACACACAGAUGUCAUUCCAAUGCUGACUGCAACAACACCAUCGGAUCGUACGACUGUAGGUGCAAAUCAGGAUACUCUGGCGAUGGGCUCAACUGUACAGAUGUUAUUGAGUGUUACACAGGAACACACACCUGCCAUGCUAAUGCUGACUGUAUCAACAACAUCGGAUCUUUUGACUGUCGGUGCAAAUUAGGAUUCACUGGCGAUGGGCUCAACUGUACAGAUGUAAACGAGUGUUCCGCAGGAUCACGGGUAUGUGAUGAUAACGCUGGCUGUGCAAACACUGGAGGGUCGUACACGUGCACCUGCGAGGCUGGCUUCACUGGAGAUGGUCGCACCUGUCAAGAUAUCAACGAGUGUCACGAUGGGACGGCGAACUGUCCUCCGAGAUCGCAGUGUGUUAAUACCGGGGGAUCGUACAGGUGUGUCUGUCCAGACGGAUCAACACCAGGUCGAACUGGUUGCAAAGAUGUCAACGUAUGCAAGCCUGGAGUUCACAGAUGCAGCAGGUGGGCUCUGUGUAUCGAGUCGGGCACAUCCUACAAAUGCCAGUGCAAGAAGGGAUUUUCAGGAGAUGGAUUCACCUGUAGAGAUAUUAAUGAAUGCAAUGUUGGGACUCACGGGUGCCACGUGAAGUCAUCGUGCGUUAAUAGACUGGGAACUCACAGCUGCAUCUGUAAUCUUGGAUUUCAGGGCAACGGAACGUUUUGUAGAGAUAUUGACGAAUGCGAUGUCGCUAUUUCAAGAUGCCCUGCGUCUUCCACGUGUAUUAACACGAUUGGUUCCUUCAACUGCAGCUGUAACACCGGCUACAACUGGUCGGGGUCUGAAUGCAGAGAUCUUGACGAGUGUUUGGCUGUGACUGACAACUGUCACCGUGACGCUGUCUGUCUCAACACUGCUGGUUCCUACAACUGUAGUUGCCGUGCAGGCUUCACCGGGUCUGGAGUUACCUGUACAGCUCUACCCUUGCAAGGUGGCGAACCUUCUGCACUUACGCAGGGAUUAGCUGGUCUGAUUGGCGGAAUCAUCGCAGCCAUUGUAUUUAUCGCCAUUGUGAUUGGAAUAAUUUUCUACUGUGCACGACAAGAGCUAAAACAACAACAACAAAAGAAAAAGCACAAGGAACUUCUAGAGAACUCCAGUGGAGAUUUAGAUUAUUUCAAGAUCAUGCAACAUUAACGUCUUUGAAACGGAGACCUUUAAAACCUGACGAUUACGAAUAUGAUUAUCAUUUUUGUAUGUGAUAUCACAAAUUUGAACGUGUAUCAGCUGUGAUAAUCGUGAUUAAACUGACUACAAAACGAUUAUGAAAUUUCGUGGCACAAGAGUAGACAAGACGCCCUGUAAUAUUGUUAUAAGUAUUUUGUUUUUGUCUAAACUGGCAAAAUAUGUUUACAUUACCGUGUAUGUCACAACAUUCAUUAUAACAGACGAAAAUAGGUUACAAAUGCUCUUUUGUUUAGGAAUUUAUAACUCACUGGAAAUACUAUCUGAAGGAGGUAUGAAAUAUGACUAACUGGAGAGUGGGGGGGGGGGGGGGGGGGGGAAUGGAGAUUUGUAGUACAUUUUAGAUGCAUACCAAAUAUAUUUUAGGAGGAAACAAUUAUAUUAAUAAAAACGGCACACUGACCCGUUUUUAAUCAAAUUCACUUGAAGAAAAUAAUUGCAAUCGUAAUUUGUAUGCAUUGUCUAGUAAUAUACCAGAGCAUUUCGUUCAGAUGUUAAUUAAUACGUAAUCCUCGUUAUCACCAGUUUCAAUAACAUAUGUUUUGGUACAUCGUACAUCGCAAUACAUAACGUGUAUACAUUCAGCGUGUCGCAAGAGGUGCAUGCUAAUAAAUAUUCGUAAGAAGGAAUAAGCACCCUGGAAAUAUAUAUGGGUCUGGUCGCUGGUACAAGAUCAGCCUAUCGUAAGCGUUCUGUUGCGAAAUGUAGCUUUUAUGUAAGGACCAUUGGGUGUGGGGGAGGGAUACUGGUCUCCAUAACUUUGAAAUAGAACGACAAAGUAAUAUAUCUGGACCUCAGUCCCAGCUGCUGUCAUCAUUCUCCCGACACCCAUGGGUUUAUGAUUACAAGCAACUUAGUGUAAUCAUAACUGUACUCGUUUUAUUUUUAUUUUUAUUUUCCUUUUUCUUCACAUAGUUAUACAUAUAUUGCAAUAAAGAAUGUCUCGGGACUACGUUGGACUACACAUUAAUUGACAUUUAUUUCUUGUCACACAGAGCGGUGCACAGCUUGGGAGAUGUUGUAUCAUUAUUCCAGUUUCGCUUUCGCACAAAGGCGUCAUGUUCAGAACGAGCUGCAUUCCAGGCUGUGUGUCAUAGACAUGUGGUCAUACACAUGCAGCUCAAUAUGUCGGGGCGGAUCCAGGACUUUAAAAAAUGUGUGUGUGGGGGGGGGGGGGGGGGGGCACACAAUACUAAAUAGAGCAAUUUAAGUUUAUUGAUGGCCAAUGAGGUUAGCUCCCAAAUGACGUUGGGGGUGUGAGUGGGGUGGAGUGGUGGAGGUGCUUCCAGGACGUUUAAAAUAAAAAAGUCCAGAGACGCAUUUUGAGGACAGUUAGUGUUGUAUAUCGUGGAUGAUGAAUUAAAAAAUACAACCCGAAACGGCACUGUGAAACGGUGGGGUGGGGGCACGGGACACAUAUGACCCUUCCCUGGAUCCGCCAAUGCUGCUUGUCUACGGCAGAGGUUAGUGGUCUGUUUUAAUGAUGUCAAUUCUUAAUGAUCGCGAUGUUGACGUCACACACUGCGAAAUGAUUUGUAUUAGAAUGAAUGUUAUUGGAUCGACUCCCUUCAAUACAAACUUUGUUUUUAUUACACAAAAAACCCACCGUUACCACAGAAAUUUCUGAUAUACAGGUAAUAGCAAUUGUUGUAUCGACCAAUUAACCAAAGCCAUUCUCGGGUUAAGGCGUCCGUAUUUUUCUACAUGUAUAUGCAGGUUUUCCUAUAACUUAUAUAUAGAUAUUUAUAUUUGUAUUUACCUGUCAUUGUAUUGAUAUUUGAAAAGCAGAUCUCACCUGUGUUUGUAAAUACUAUCCUGACAAUCUGUAAUUAAAAAGUACGCUUGGAAUGACUAGAACAUUUUAAAUUCAUAUAACUUGAUUAUUCUACAGGAUUUCAAAAUAUACUACGUAUCACAGUUCAUAAAGCUUUGCUGCCAUUAACAUAAUUACACAGUGAAACCUCUCAAGACCGGACCCUCUGCAAACCGGAAUUUUCUCAAGACCGGACAUUUUUUUACAGUCCUUUUUAAAAAACCAGUACAGAACUUGACCUCUCCAAACCGGAUGUCUCUUAAUACAUGACAUUUUUAUUGGUUCUAAGGGUGUGCGAUUUACAGGUGUUUCACUGUAUUUAUCUGGUAGUUACAUUCAUGUAGUGGGUUAUCACGGUGUCAUAUGUCAACUUGUUUGUCAUGUAUGUAGCUGCAGUACUCUUUGUUUUAGGUGCAUAUUUAAAAUGUUUAUUCUGGAGCAGAUUAAUAUAUAUAAUAUGUUGUGAGGAUUUGUAGGCAAAAGAGAAAAUGUUCAGUUACAUUCUCUUCAUUUGUGUUAAAUGUGUAUAAUAAUUAUGUUUGCCUUGUGAGAAAAAUAAACCUAGUGUCAGUA